AUGAUCAACAUGAUUACAACCAUACUCUACGCUCUCCUCGCCGUGGUCUCGCUCGCUUAUCUAGCAGAUUACCUGCUCGCCUGGAACGACGACCCAAAGGAACCUCCCCGCCUGCGGGCGAGGAUACCGCUGAUUGGACACCUCAUCGGCAUCAUCGUCAGCGGUCCUUCCUACCACAGCGUCAUCCGCAAUGAUGAAACCACCGAGAUUUACACGCUCGGGAUCCUCAAUUACAAACUCUACACCUCCGUGUCCACCCGGCUGCUGCCGUUGAUCCAACGCCAGAGCAGGGCCCUUUCGUUCCGGCCAAUGAUCCAGACGGUGGCUAGAAAAUGGGGUGACGCAAAUGAUGAGACUGACAGGUUGUUUCGUGAGACUGAUCUCAUUACUGAGUUUAGCCAUGUCAUGAAGACGAGUCUGGCUCCCGGGCCGCAGCUGGAUGAGAUGAAUAUGAGGAUGGCACAACGGGCACUGGUUGAUUUGGAUCUCUUGCUUGGGGAUGGGAAAGAUAAAAAAAUCAAACUGCUCGAGUGGGCGAGGUUUGCUAUCACGCAGGCGAGUAGCUGUGGUGUUUAUGGGAAUCAACACCCGUUUCUCGAUGACAAGGUUUAUGAAGCUUUUUGGGCCUGGCACGCCCACCUAUCAGCCCACAUCUCAGGAAUCAAUUUUGACAUCCUCUCCCACGGCUACCAUGCCCGAGCCGUCGUCUUUGCCGCCCACGCAAAAUACUGCACCUCCAUCCCCCCGGACACCUCCUCCCUCUUCCUCUCCCGCUGGCAGUGCCUCCUCUCCUCUGGCCUUUCCGUGUCAGAAGCCUCCAAACAACAAGCCACACUCCCAAUAGGAAUGCUCUCCAACACAGUCCCGACCUUUUUCUGGACCAUCUACGAGAUUUUUUCCCGGCCUGCUCUUUUGUCCUCGAUCCGCUCCGAAAUCCUCACUUUUGCCAUCACCACCUCCGGCCCUCGUCACAUCCUCAACCUGACCAACCUCAAAACCUCGUGCCCGCUCCUCCUCUCCACCUUUCAAGAAACCCAACGGACAAGACACAUCCACGCCGCCAUCCGGAAAGUCACAACCAACACUCUUUUGGACAGCGGCAAGGUUUUGCUGAAGGAAGGGAACUACCUCCAGAUGCCAGGCCACGCAAUCCACUACUCCCAAUCCACCUACGGCCCGACCGCUCGAGAUUUCGUUCCUGAGCGGUUCAUGGAUCCAAAUCUCAAAAGGGGCGGUGCGGAUUUUCUUGCUUGGGGCGCCCCGCCGCAUCUCUGUCCUGCGAGGCAGUUCGCCGCGACGGAGAUAUUGAUUUUGGUGGCUAUGCUGGUUGUCAGGACUGAUAUCCACCCUGCUGAGGGGACAGAGUGGGAGGAGAAGCCGGAGUUGGAGUUUGCUGAUCCGGUUACUGUUUUAAAUCCCAAGCGGGAUGUGGAGGUCGUGGUUAGGGUUAGGGGAGAGAAGGAAGGGAGGUGGGAGGUUGAGAUGGGGGAUGGUAGUAGGGCGAGUAGGGUGCCGCUGGCGUCUGGUUGA
This is a messenger RNA of Podospora anserina S mat+, 1530 nucleotides long. RefSeq lists its product as uncharacterized. The record is from RefSeq and is a predicted model, not a curated record. The transcript has 2 exons. Gene Ontology annotation, molecular function: iron ion binding; monooxygenase activity; oxidoreductase activity, acting on paired donors, with incorporation or reduction of molecular oxygen. NCBI's taxonomy places the organism in Eukaryota, Fungi, Ascomycota, Sordariomycetes, Sordariales, Podosporaceae. The coding region runs from base 1 to 1530 and encodes 509 amino acids.